GCCUCCUCUCUCUCGGUCUGGGCGCCGGCUCCCUUUCCGCUCCAUGUCUCCGCUCAGCGCAGUGGUGGAACCCGCGCGGACUUGUUACCAGCCCAAGAUGGGAGCUGCCAAGAGACCCGGGGAAGCCCCGGCGCUGCGCAAGAGCCUCAAGCCACUGAUGGAGAAGCGCCGUCGGGCGCGCAUCAACGACAGCCUGAACCAGCUGAAGACCCUCAUCCUGCCGCUCAUCGGCAAAGACAGUUCUCGCUAUUCCAAGUUAGAGAAGGCUGAUAUAUUAGAGAUGACCGUGCAGUUCCUCAAAGAACUUCCUGAUUGGCGUGCCUCCAUUCCUGCCUCCACUGAUGGUUAUUGUGAAGGCUACCAGGCCUGCUUGUCCCGCCUCACCAGCCUCCUGCCCAAGUUCACUCUCCUAAAUCCAGAUGUCUGCAACAGCCUCCUGAGGCAUCUUCAAGAGGCUAGCAAUGAACACCGCUGGAACCGGGACUGUAACAGCCCAACAGACUUGCCCCAAGUACAACACUUGGCCGUGCCCCUCGGCCCAGACAGAAGGGCCCAAGAAACCUUCUCUCCGCACUUGCCUGCUGUGGUGCAGUCUGCCCUCUGGAGGCCCUGGUAGGCCCACAAUGACUUGUAGCUAAUUCUAAAGCAAAGCUUGCUCCUGAUUCCCAAAACUGACUGCUGGGGCACCCCAUGCUGCUAAUGCCUUGAGAAACACAUUUGUGGAAAAACGUCUAUGAGCUCCAAGUCCCCAUCCACAGAGGAGGUUGCCUGCUGUGUCUCUGUGUGAGUCACCACUCCGACCUUUCCUUUUUCUACUGAAGAUAGGAUCACCUAUCUACCCUUCAGCAGGGUGUGAUCGGAUAUUCAAUCACUCCUGAAGCAGAGACAUGCAGACACUCCAGAUGCAGAGACAUGCAGAAUUAUGAAAGGGGGUAGACAGGGGUUAUCUCUGUGUGAGCACCAUUCUAGGGCUUCCUACUUCUGCACUGGAGGCAUGCCAAGAUCAAUGACUUGUGCAGAAACUCACAGAGUAGGUUCCUUUGAGGGACAGAAAUCAUUGCUGAGGAGACGCUCUCCAAGCAAGUCUUUUAGCUGUAAGAGACCUUGAGUUUUAGUUAAGGGGGGGAAGGGUACUUCAGCUGUCAGGGAAGCCUUGCUCUCUUCAUUUAUACUGUGGCAGUCUCCAGCAUUUGGAGCACUUUCUGGUCCCUGUUCCUUUAGCCAGAUCCCCACUCCAUCCUGUCCCUCUCCUCUCUGGGUGCAUUCACACUACACUAGAUAGUGUGUUUCACAACUGGACUUGGCUAUUCUUACACAGUAAAAAUCCAGUUGCAAAACGCAUUAUUUAGCGUAGUGUGAAUGCGCCCUCUGUGUGUUUUUGGCCACAGGGGCUAGGAACUGGUGGCCAGUAAACCCCACGGGUUGUGAAUUCUCUUUCAUCCGGUCUGUGACUUGCACAAAUUCAGCCUGGCUUGAGCCAAAGGCUGGAAAGCACUUUAAUCCUGUAGAUAAAUAUAUUUUCAAAUAUUUGAUACAUAAUAAACAUUGUAAUGGUUGGUUAAAA
Messenger RNA from Heteronotia binoei (common prickly gecko), 1564 nucleotides. RefSeq names its product hes family bHLH transcription factor 2 (gene HES2). Gene Ontology annotation, molecular function: RNA polymerase II cis-regulatory region sequence-specific DNA binding; protein dimerization activity; DNA-binding transcription factor activity, RNA polymerase II-specific. The record is from RefSeq and is a predicted model, not a curated record. Gene Ontology annotation, biological process: regulation of transcription by RNA polymerase II; anterior/posterior pattern specification; regulation of neurogenesis. The coding region runs from base 44 to 616 and encodes 190 amino acids. The transcript has 4 exons. Lineage: Eukaryota; Metazoa; Chordata; Lepidosauria; Squamata; Gekkonidae. Gene Ontology annotation, cellular component: nucleus.